AUGGGCCGUAGAAAAUCAUUAAGAAGCCAAAUUUUAAUUCGUCAUUUACCUCAAGAAGAAGCUGAUUCAAAUGAUGAAUCAGAUAGCAGCGACAUUGAUGAAGAACAGACGUAUGGUAUAUGGACUGAAAAACCAUUUCAAACUGAGGCAGGACGAUCUUAUUACCGGAAAUUACAGAGAGAUGGCAUUAUAUACCGUUUAGGUGAUGAUAUUACUGUAAACGAUGGGGAUUCUAGCUUCUAUGUUGGUGUUAUUACAGAGUUAUACGACAAAGCGAUCACUAAACAUUCGGGAGAGAAAUACUAUGAAGCUAUAUGGUAUAGCAGAGCAGUUGCAAAACGCAUGGAAAUCAAACCAGAGUACUUAUUACCAGACCGCCAUGUGAAUGAAGUAUACCUGUCGUGCGGACGAGAUGAAAAUCCGACGUCGAGCAUUAUAGAACAUUGCAAUAUCUAUUCUAAAGAGGAAUUUUUCAAAAGGUUCCCACAAGGGAUUCCACCGAAGAAAAAGGACGACUUUGCUCGAAAUUUUUUUGUUGAUAGAGGAGUUCACUUAAAAUUCAACAAGUAUACCGAACCCCUCAAUUGGUCAGAAUAUUCUCAUAAUUUAGACAAAAUAGAAGACUUGCUGGUUGAGAUGGAAGAAACGCUUAGAUUACCGAAGAAGAAGACGAGUUCUAGAGGCAGAGGCAGAGGUCGGCCAAAGAAAAGAUCAGUCUCAGAAGAUGUUGAAGGAGAUAAUGAUGACUAUAAUCUAAUGAAGGAAGAAGAAAUUCCAUCUUCUGAUGAUGCUUCCUCCGUAGUAUCUUCGUCCGAUGAAGAGUAUGAAGUACCCAGAACUCCUAAAAGAAGGAUUAAGCGGUCAAGGACUACGCCAAGCAGCGCAAUGUCUACACCAAGAAGAACUGGCUAUAAGCAACCUCUACAGAUCACCCCCCUUCCACUACGAAUGUUAUCGAUGAAAGAAUUUCAAAAUUCGCCUCAUAGAAAAGCGAGAGCCAUGCUACAUGUGUCAGCGAUUCCUAACACUCUUCAAUGCAGAGACAAUGAAUUUACUACCAUCUUCACUAAUUUGGAAAGUGCAAUCGAGGAAGAAACUGGUGGAUGCUUAUACAUUUCUGGAACACCAGGCACUGGAAAAACCGCUACUGUACAUGAAGUUGUAUGGAAUUUGCAAGAAAUGGCCAGAGAAGGGCAGCUAGCAGAAUUCACGUUCUGUGAAAUUAAUGGAAUGAAGGUAACGAACGCGAAUCAGGCAUAUUCAUCAUUAUGGGAAUCCCUGACUGGCGAACGUGUGACACCUCUUCAUGCUAUGGAAUUACUAGAUAACCGCUUCAACCAUCCAUCGCCAAAUCGAUGUUCAUGCGUUGUUUUGAUGGAUGAGUUGGACCAACUAGUAACGAAUAAUCAAAAAGUGUUAUAUAAUUUCUUUAAUUGGCCUUCUCUUCCUCAUUCACGGCUUAUUGUUAUUGCUGUAGCUAAUACGAUGGAUCUUCCUGAACGAAUCUUGUCGAACCGCAUAUCCUCCCGUUUAGGUCUUUCAAGAGUGCCAUUUGAACCUUAUACCCAUAACCAAUUAGAAACUAUUAUAGCUUCCCGUCUGGAAGAAGUAAAAGAUGAAGAACUGUUUUCUUCUGAUGCUAUUCGAUUUGCUGCAAGAAAAGUGGCUGCUGUCAGCGGAGACGCCCGUCGAGCUUUGGAUAUUUGUCGGAGAUCCUCAGAAUUAGCAGAAGGCAAAAAUGGAAAAGUUACCCCUAUAUUAAUUCAUCAAGCUAUAACGGAAAUGACUGCUUCUCCACUCCAGCGUGUUUUGCGAGAUUUAUCUUUUAUGCAAAAAGUAUUUUUAUGUGCCAUUGUUAACCGCAUGCGUCGUUCAGGGUUUGCGGAAUCUUACGUCUACGAAGUAGUUGAAGAAGUGGAUCGUUUGGUAAAAUCAAUGACUAGCACAGAUGCAGCCGAGUUUGGUCAACUUAUACAACGUCGUCCAGAAUUUCACUAUAUUUUAAGCAGCCUAGGUGAAACCGGCGUUUUAUACGUUGAAAAUAAAAGCAGUAGAAAUGCUCGUGUUCGUCUUGCCAUAGCGGAUGAUGAGAUAAAACUUGCUUUCAGUGGAGACACGGAACUUAAAGGCAUAGCAUAA
Messenger RNA from Schizosaccharomyces osmophilus, 2139 nucleotides. It is a transcript of the gene orc1, whose product is annotated as origin recognition complex subunit Orc1. Gene Ontology annotation, biological process: DNA replication initiation; mitotic DNA replication checkpoint signaling. Bases 1 to 2139 code for a protein of 712 amino acids. Gene Ontology annotation, molecular function: DNA replication origin binding; chromatin binding; ATP hydrolysis activity. Lineage: Eukaryota; Fungi; Ascomycota; Schizosaccharomycetes; Schizosaccharomycetales; Schizosaccharomycetaceae. The record is from RefSeq and is a predicted model, not a curated record. The transcript has 2 exons. Gene Ontology annotation, cellular component: nuclear origin of replication recognition complex.